Haemonchus placei is the source of this 1485-nucleotide messenger RNA. The record is from the annotation of a GenBank genome assembly. NCBI's taxonomy places the organism in Eukaryota, Metazoa, Nematoda, Chromadorea, Rhabditida, Trichostrongylidae.
AUGAUUCCAAUUACUCUUUGCGGAAAUGAAGAACCUGGAAGAAUGGGACCGGGCAAGAUCGCCGUCAUGGAUUCAUUGCUGGAUCCGAUGCCUCUUCGUCCUGACCGCCUUCCGUCGCCUGCGUUUAUGCCUCGAGAUGAUGACUACGCCGAACUUUUGCGCAGCAACGAUUUUGAUAUCCGACUUCAGACACUCAAUCGGUUGGGCGGACUUUCCCGACGGGAUCCUGACUGGUUCACUCAUUGUGCUCGAAAAGGAGAACUGUUCAAGAAUAUCGAUAGGAUUUUGAUGGAUGAUCGUUGGGAAGUACAACAUCAAUGUAUCAAAUUCCUCUAUGAAGCGAUGCCUACUUUCGGAUCGAAUCUUGAGUACUGCGUCUGCUAUCUGAUGCCUAAUCUACUUCCAAAACUUGGAAGUUCCAAGAUUACUGUCCGGAAGGUCUCUAUACAGGCGCUCCAAGCCUUUCUCCGGUUGCAACCAGAAGCUCUCGGUUCCAUGCUGAAAACCUUGUCGAACUUUCUGCUCACAUCUUCUGAUCGGACUACGAAAGCUGAUGUUGUACGGGAAUUCCCAGCUAUGUUUCUCCCAGAGUUAAUAAACAGCGACUGGUCAAAUCUGCUCGAUUCUCUUACAAAACUGAUGGGAACGACAGACGCGGAAACAGCUGAGAAUGCUGCCAUCACUGCCAAAAAACUAGAAGUCUACCUCGGAAAAAAUGCAUUCGAACGAAUUUUACUAUCACUACCGUCUCUUCAACAAAAAGACUAUGCCCGUUUCAGUAAGAAUGUUGUAACACCAGAAGGUCCUGCAACGAGAGCCCCUCCACAAGCAGUCACUCGGAAUACCUUCAAAUUGGCGUCUGGAGAACGACGUUUCCGCUUUGGUAUUGUACCAUCUGUCAUCGCCGCUAUGGUCAUCGACAACACCGAUGCAGUGACCAGAAUCUCAGGGCUGGAAAAGUGGAAACUACUGAUAGAGAACAUCACAAGCGAAGAGAUUUCCCGUCUCGUUCCACAUCUUCAUUCGUACCUCAUGUCUCUGGGGAAUGUACUUACUGAACUCAAUUUCAAGGUAGUCAACAUCUUGACGUCUGCCUUAAUGACUACUUCGUCAUCAAAAAUCAACUUCAUCGCUGUCCUCAACAUGCUCAUUCCACUGUUACUCGAUCCCAAAAGGAGGGUUCGACUGGCCGCAUUCGAGCAGCUUUCCGUCGUUGGCUAUCUGAUGAACGGCAAAAUGGACACCCUUCUGCGAACUGUCAGAGAAGCCGAAACACGGCAUGGCGCCAAAGGACUCACUAGUGCCGUAAUGGCUCGCCUACACCGUCAGUCAUUGCCUCGAAUAAGAUACGACGGUCUGAUCGAGUAUUCGACGCCACCAGUAAAUGACUCGUCAUUCGGCGUCUCUGACUCGGAACUCGAUAGUGACGAAAAUCUCGACCUGAAUUGGAUCCUCCAUGGUGGAGAAACCAUGCCGAACAGGUAG